CAAUUAAUAUUUAGUGUGUGAUUGUCUACGUGAACGAAUUUUGGUUCUUAUGCGCGAAAGCUAUAUUCAUCCAAGAUGAGAAAUCUUACUCUUCAAAGCUUUUCGCAGUUGAGUUGUGGAGAAAUUAAAAUCGGUGAUGCAUUUUGUUGUAGUUCUCAGUUAAAUGACAUCUACAUUUGCAGUAAAGGUUACGUGUAUUGCAAAUCCUCUGGAAACCAGAAUUUCUCCCUUUUGGUUGACUUACACGAUUACUAUCAUGAUACUGCUGUCCCAAAAACUGUUAAUUUGGUUCUCAAUUGCAUUACAGAUAGUUUGAAUUUGUCUUUUGAGAAUGGCGAUAUUUUAAGCAUUGAACAAGGCUCUUCCGAGAUCACGUGCGUGGGUUGCGUCGAGAGCGGCAUACGAGCAAUGUGCUGGAGUCCUGAUCAGGAAGUGGUGUCUGUGGUGACUGGUAAUGAUACCGUCCUGAUGGUGGCCGGAGCAUUCGACCCCAUAAAUGAAGUUGAACUUCAUCAAGAAGGAUUUGGGGAAAAGCAGUUUAUUACUGUAGGAUGGGGAAAGAAAGAGACUCAGUUCCAUGGGUCGGAGGGCAAAGCAGCUCGCGUGGUUACUGGCCAUGUCGAGAAAAAGCAAAAUAACGAUACAGGCAUACCAUGUGUCAGUUGGAGAGGAGAUGGUGUUUUGUUUGCCGUUAGCAGCGUAGGCCCCAAGGAUAUUCGUUACAUACGAAUAUUUAGCCGUGAAGGGAUUUUGCAGUAUACGAGUGAACCAACCUCUGGUUUAGGGAGUGUCCUCGCUUGGCGCCCCUCUGGAAAUGUUUUAGCCACAACACAGUGUCUGCCAAACAAAUAUGUUGUUACUUUUUUCGAAAAAAAUGGCUUAAAGCAUGGAGAGUUUGUGCUGCCCUUUGAUUUUUCUGAAGUGCGAGUGACGCAGCUGUUGUGGAAUUCAGAUUCAUCGAUCUUAACUUCAGUGGGUGUCAACAUUCAACUACACAAAACAUUCUUGUAUUUUUGGACGGUCAAUAAUUAUCACUGGUAUUUGAAACAAGUGUUGGAGUUCCCAGCUGAGAAAAAAUUACUGCAUGUUGAAUGGGAUUCAUUGCACAGAUACAGACUGCACGUAUUUCGUGAAGGAGGAAGCAUUAUUUACACGUGUUACGAUUGGACUUGGAUAGUAAACAGCAAAUCAAAUGCGACAGAAGAAGAUGGUGCAGUUGUGGUUGUGAUAGAUGGAGCCGACGUUCUGCUCACUUCGUUCCAUCAGGCGGUCGUCCCGCCACCGAUGUGCAGCCAGAAACUGACGCUGCGGGCGCCCGUGAACGCGGUCGCGUUCCCGGCGGGGAGAGGGGAAGGACUGUGCACUGUGCUGAGCGACGGGUCUGUGGCUGCCUUGUCGCCGCAGGGAGACACUCUGUGGCACAGCGACGUGUCGUGGGGCGACGAUUCUCCCGGGGGCCUCCCGCCCCACCACUGGCUGUGGCUUGCUGCGGACACGUUUUUGUGCUGCCAUAACUCCUGCCUGGCAUUUCUGACACGCGACUGCGAACAAAAUAAACUUGUCGUCAGGAGCUCCACCCCCGUGGACGGAACGGUGUCCGGCCUGUGCGCCGUGCCGGGCGGAUCGCUCGUCCUGGUGCAGCUGAGCGACGGCUCGCUGCUCACGUACGACCCCUCUGGCGCGGAGCUGGGGCGGCACUCGUUCGCGCUCCCCGAGCGCUGCGCCAAGCUGGACGUCUGCCGGGUCGACGGCAGCCAGGCAGUGUUCGCUCUCAGCGACCGCAACAGGUUCUACGUGGACGGGAAGGAGGUAGCGAGCAACGUGACGUCGUACGCCCUCCACCCACACUUCCUGCUGCUGACCACGCUCCAGCACACCCUGCUGUGCUGCCGGCUGGGCGCCGUGCGGGGGCUAGCGGCGGCGGCCGGCACGGCCCGGCGCGUGGAGCGCGGCGCCCGCCUGGUCGCCGCCGUGCCCGGAGACACCCGCGCCGUGCUGCAGUCCCGGCGCGGGAACCUGGAGUGCGUGCAGCCGCGUCCCAUGGUCCUGCACGCCGCCGCAUGUCUCCUCGACGCCCGCUCGUACCGCGCCGCGUUCCUCCUGGCGAGGAGGCAGCGCCUCAACCUGAACCUGCUGUGCGACCACGACCGGGACGCGUUCCUGGGCAGCGCGGCGCGCUUCGCGGCCGACGUCGCAGACCCCGGCUGGCUGUCGCUGUUCCUCUCCGAGCUGCGGGAGGAGGACGUCACCCGGACCACGUACGCCGGCUUCUACCCAGACAGGACCGGCGCCCAGCCUCCGUCGCAGUCCCGCAGCAAAGUGGAAGUGGUGUGCGAGGCGUUGCGCGAGGCGUUGCUGGCGCGAGCCGAUGCCGACGCGUACCUCCUGCCCGUGCUGACGAGCCACGUGCGCCAGGGCUCGGCGCAGGACCUGGCCGCUGCGUUGCUGCGCAUCAAAGCCGUCAAGCAGGCCUGCGCUGAGGAAGGAGGAAGUAAGCUGGCCGUCUCUGCAGCAGACGCCCUGAAGCACAUCCUGUACUUGGUCGAUGUGAACGAGCUGUACGACGUGGCACUUGGAAUGUACGAUUUCGAUCUGGUGCAGCUGGUUGCAGCUAGGUCACAGAAGGAUCCCAAGGAAUACCUGCCAUUCCUCAACCAUUUGUUAAGUCUCGAACCGGACUACCGCAAGUACUGCAUCAACAAACACUUGCAGCGCUACGAGGAGGCUCUGAAGCAUAUUGUGCGUUGUUUGGAUGACGAUGCACACUUCCAGGAAUGUCUAGAUCUUGUAAAGGAGCACAGAUUGUACACACAUGCGCUGGAGCUGCUGGGAAGGGACAGCCGGCAGUACCGCCGAGUGGCCGUGCUGUACGCGGAGCACCUGCGCGAGGCCAGGCGCUGGGACGAGGCGGCGGUGAUGUUCCGGCGCGGAGGGGAUCCAGCCCGGGCGCUCGACUGCUGCGCGGCGGCCGGGGACUGGCGGCAGGCGGUGCUGCUCGCCGGCGAGAUGGACUACAGCGCGAGCCAGCUGCGCGAGCUGUGCCAGGGGCUGGUGGGCAGCCUGUGCGAGCGGCGCCAGCACGGCGACGCGGCAGAGAUCCUGGCCGAGCUACUGGGCCACACGGAGGAGAGCGUGGCCAUGCUGGCGCGGGGCUGCCUGUGGCCGCGGGCCGUGUGGGCGGCGCUCCGGGCCGGCCGGCCGGACCUCCUGGAGACGCACAUCAAGCCGGGUCUGUUGGAGCAUCAGAAGCAGAUGUUGUCACAGUUGGAAACUUCUCGCGAGCUGUUCUCGAGACACAAGACACGCCUGGCUGUGGUUCGUAAGAUGCAGAAGCUACAACUCCAAGACGAGACUGAACCAGCACACCCAGAUUGCGACUUAUUCUCUGAUACCAGCACGAUCAUGGGUUCUAGUGCCGCCUCAUCAAGAUCUAGGAGUUCCACGAGGACAUUCAGAUCAAGUAAGAGUCGCAGAAAGCAGGAACGCAAGUUGCUCAGCCUUAAGGAAGGAAGCCAGUUCGAAGAUUUGGCACUUAUCAGAUCCUUGCAUGAGCUAGUGACAAGUGCAGUUAAAGCUAAGAGUGAGGUGAGAGGUUUAUGCCAGCAACUGGUCCAUUUUGAAUACGAUCAGCAGGCUUCGGACUUGCAGCAAGCAUUGGAGUCGCUGUUACAAGAAAUGCAGCAAAGCCUUGCAGAUAUAUGGAGUCCGGAGGUGACAAACAUUGAUCACAGUACGUAUGGUCCUGAAGAAACGGUGAACAGCUUGACAUCGAAACUAAAGCUGGGUGGAGAAAUCCCUGGUGUGUCGUACACAUUGCUUGAGCCUUCGUUGAGGAUCCCGCCAAACUUAAAUGAUGACAAAACAUGGAAAUUUGACAUUUUCAAGAGUGUUUGAUUGUUUUGCUUCUGGUUUAAUGAACUUUUUAUGACUUAACUUUUUCUGUGUUUAAGCAUACAGUGAUUUUUUUUUAUGUUGUACAGAUUUAUGUUUAUAAGUAAAACAAAUUUUAUUUUCAAA
This is a messenger RNA of Bacillus rossius redtenbacheri, 4017 nucleotides long. RefSeq names its product elongator complex protein 1 (gene Elp1). Gene Ontology annotation, cellular component: cytosol; elongator holoenzyme complex. Bases 76 to 3894 code for a protein of 1272 amino acids. The record is from RefSeq and is a predicted model, not a curated record. Lineage: Eukaryota; Metazoa; Arthropoda; Insecta; Phasmatodea; Bacillidae. Gene Ontology annotation, biological process: tRNA wobble base 5-methoxycarbonylmethyl-2-thiouridinylation. Gene Ontology annotation, molecular function: tRNA binding; protein binding. The transcript has 15 exons.